Molecule: messenger RNA, 4944 nt
Organism: Lineus longissimus
Lineage: Eukaryota; Metazoa; Nemertea; Pilidiophora; Heteronemertea; Lineidae
Product: E3 ubiquitin-protein ligase RNF13-like
Exons: 9
Coding region: 128-1441 (437 amino acids)
Source: RefSeq, a predicted model, not a curated record
CGUCACGAGACGUCAGUGGUCGCCAUUUUGCGUGUUUACUUCUGGAAUACCCACAAAAUCGAGCGAAUAACUGCAUUUUCUGGGAUCAAAUGAGGUUUGGGCAGGCGAGACCUAAGAACUGUCCGAGAUGACUCCCGUGUGCGGGAUUAGUAUUCCCUGCCACAUCACGGCGCUGUAUCUCUACGCCGUGAUCAACCUGUUAGCGUUAGCGCUCUUCCAUGUAUCUGUUGUAAAUGCUGAUAUUAUUGUGACUGGGAGUUUGAAUCAGACGAUAGCUUUAUUCCUUGAUCUGCCAGCCAGUUUUGGACCUCCCUUCCCAGGUCCAGGAGAUGGACUCUUGGGCUAUGUGGUAUAUGCCAACCCAAGCAAAGCAUGUGAUAAAGUUGAUCCACCUCCGUACAAUGUCACAGUAAACCUAAAAUGGAUCCUCGUUGCCAGCCGGAAUGGGUGUUCAUUCGAUACUAAGGUAGCAAAUGCAGAAAAAGCCGGCUAUGGCGCGGUUAUUGUGCAUAAUGUCGGGUCUGAUUACCUUCUGACAAUGGGAAGGCAAGGUCAUGAGGGCAUUCACAUUCCUUCCUGCUUUGUUGGAGAACAAGAUGGAAUCCUCCUAGCCACGCAAUUCGAUUAUACCAAGGGGAGAUUGGUAUCUAUCGACAACAGCAUCCCGUUCAAUCCAAACUAUUACCUGCUUCCAUUCGCCAUUGUUGUUGGUGUGUGUUUCAUCCUCAUGGUCAUCUUCAUGGUCGCAAAGUGGGUCAGAGAUAUCAGGAAGAAGCGCCGGUCAAGACUUUCAAAGUCGCACUUAAAGAAAAUACCCAUCAAGAAGUUUAAGAAAGGUGAUCAUUAUGAUUGUUGUGCUAUAUGUCUGGAUGAUUAUGAAGAAGGUGAUAAAAUGAGGGUGUUACCCUGUUCACAUGCCUACCACGUGAAGUGUGUCGACCCGUGGUUGUUGAACAACAAGCGUACGUGUCCUGUGUGUAAGCGUAAGGUUUUCCCUGGCCAAAGCCAUGACUCAGAUGACAGCAGCUCGGAGGAAGAUAAUAACGACAGUGGCCAGAGUGAGGUCACACCUCUGCUGCAGGCAAGCGGAGGGCCUGCGAGAACGAGGGGUUCAACCUUUGAGAACUCUGGCUUGCCACCUCCAUUUCAAGGUCAUGUCACGACAAUUGACGUUGAGUUUUCCGACUCGGACAACAGUGAGUAUGGACCUGAGGCUGACAUGUACAGCCCGGGCUCCUCGGUCAGCCCAGAAUACCAGGGGACGGCUUCUCCUCUGCCAAGCACAUCAGGGAUUCACGAUGGCGGGGUCCAGGGACCGGAGAUCCCCGUCGCAACGCAAGUGGAACCAGAAAUGGAAGAACCCAUCGUCCAUGUUAGAGUGAAUAAUUCUUUGAAUGGUGACAGAGACAGUGAUGGCGAAUCAUCAGAUAAAGUCGUCUAAAUUUUGUGUUUUAGUUUGUUUUAACUCCUAAUGCAGACAAUUGAUGGCGUUGCACGGAAGUCUAUUUUGAAUUUCUUAUAUGGAGACAAUCCUCAGUUAUGUGUGAUCUUCAACAGUGUUACAUUGAAAUCUGCUUUAACCAAUUUGAAUAUUUUUAGAGUUGGAGUUGAAGGGGUCUGUUUCAUACCAUGUCAUUUGAGGGCAUACAUAUAAGUCUCUUGUCUUCCCUCGGUCAAGGCCCUUGUCAUCAUUAGCAGUUAAUGAGAGGUAGUAUCCAUCUGGCUUACAACCCUGUACAUCCUCAUGAGCACCAAGCUUAAGGAUAGUAUUACAUAGAGUAACCACAGGUUCUCCUCAGGUUCCAUGUAAAAAUAGACGCUGCUUGCUUAUGUAACCACUGCUUAAUGCGCUGAGAUCAACUGAGAGGGCUUUUUGAAAAGUGUGUCUGGUCAGCUAGACUGUACUAACCCCAGAUCUACAGGUAUAGGCCAGAUGAUACUGCGUCUAAUCAACUGCUGUUAUCAUUGGUGUGAAAGUUGCUUGGGAAUUGCUAGUAAAAUGCUAAUCGGUUGACCAUCUUGGCUUGCAGACCUGCUAGACAUGCCAACAAAUUCAUUGAUACCUUUCCUAUAACAUAACCCCACACCAAGGGUUAAUUGUUGUGAAAUAGUGUGACCUUAGGUAUCGUCAAUGUCAAUAUGCGUCUUUUAAUCAGGUGGUAUGACCGCAACAAGGUCGCGAUGCAUCGUUGACAUCAAGUGACGUGACGUGAUCUUAUCUAUCUUCCUUAUUGUCUGAUAUGCGACCGUUGAAGGCAUUAUGAGUCGUCUUGUUGGGAAAUUUCUUGGAACUCAUCAGUCAUAAACAGGAUUCAGUUUUCAAUUUCUUCAAUUUGUUUGAAUUUGUGAUUUGAUAUGUACAGUGUUGGAAUAUUUUCUUAAAGUCGUACCAUUUUAUUGUGUCUAAGUGCAGUAAACAUCCGGGAUAGUGAAUCUUCUCCUUCAGCUUCUAGCUUCGCUUACAAAUUUAAAGUAGACAAUGCCAAAUUUUAACUUGCACAUUAUUACUCCAGAGAUUGUUCUGGAAUUUAAAGUUUAUUUGAGUUAAAUGUUUUAUUGAAUGAUGCAUGUGCGUUUUAUUGAACAUGAAUAGGACAGGAAAGCGUUCCUUUGCAAAUUGUGCCAAGAUUGAGAAUUUAGAUGAACACAGAUGCCACCUCUGAACACUUCUUUGUGCUAAGAUUACAUGUAUAUGAAUUUCUUCCUAUAUAUAAGAUGGAGACCACAGUUAAAUCUUCAUGUGCUCAUGGUUUCCAUUUUAAGGCAUAAAGUCUAUAGGCAAAGUUGAAUAGUUUGUAGCUAAGCCAACAUGCUGUUUGACUUAAUGAUUUUCAAGUUUCUACUAACGAUGAAGAAAUGUUGGUCUAAUUUCACCUGUCUUACAUAUAAUAAAUCAACAACUGUGAUGAAUAUUUUAAAAAUUUGUAAAUAAAUUUAUGUUCUAGUUUAUAUUAUCUCGUUUAAAAUGUUUAUCAUCGAAAUGAGCGGGAUUCAAAGAGCUGCUACUGCAUCGUAUGUCUGAAGCGCUGUGUAAACAAGCAAUCAGCGAUUAUAAUCGCUUCUCUGCGGGACAAGAAGAUCUGUUGUCUGCGGGUAAAACUCGUAAUCACAGUGUUUGAUAUUGAUUACUUUUUGCUGCGAUUGACGGUUAAUUUAUUUUGGUGACCAUGCAAACAACUGAUCAUUGUUGCAUGCAAUUUAAAUCUUGUUCGUGGGGCGCUUAAAUUUCAAAUGAAGUGGCUUGGCCUUGAACACUUUUAACCACCAGAAUUUCAUGGGUGUUUAUUUUAUGCAAAUUUUAUGAAAAGCGUUGAUUUGCGAAAAUAUAUAAAUCAUGAAAAAAAUUUUGAUUAGAAAAAAACAAAGAAUUUAAAAUAGUAAAAAGUUAAUUUUUUCGGGAAAAUCUUCAGUCAGUUCAAAUUUCAUGCUAGUUGUAUUAAAUGUUUUAAAACAGUGCUAUGAUUUUAUUCAAAUACAACUGUUGAUUAAAAAUGCUUGUUUCUGAUUUGAUGUGUUUGCAAUCAUUUGAUGUAUGAAGUGUUCCUAUAAACAUUAUUUCAUGACCAGUAAUUUAAGUACCGGUAUAUAUAAUUGUGUACAAUGAAUUGAAUGUGUUCUCUUUUUGACCAAUUUUCCUGCUGUACUUUCUCGUUUUUGGCUGCCAGUGUGUGGAAUCUUCAUUUGGCAUUGAACCAAGGAGGAUAACUCAUUCCCAAUAUCCAAGAGGAGUUCUCUAUACCAAUUUGGCAGUAAUUCUCUUUCAUACUCUAUUAUCUGUACAUAGUCUCCAAACAACGACAUUUUCUUAAUGCUGUCGUUCCUACAAAGAGCAAGUGUGCGCUGCACUGGUAGAUUUUGUCUUCGAAGUUUUGCCUGCAGUCAUUAGUCUGAUAGCUUGCCAGUUCUACUGUUCUGCUGAUGACGAUUUAGCAACUGGGCCCUGAUAUUCUAAGGCAGGAGAAAGUUCCUGAUGCCACUCGGAGUAAGACCCAUAAUCAUUCGGUUCUGAGCCCAGUAGCCAACUCAUUAGAUUCCCAGUAUGCAGCAAACAAGAAUUGAUAAAGACAAGUCUUGAUAAAUUCUUAAUGCAGCGGAUGACAAAAUAUUGCGUAUUUCUGACUUGAAUUUGACUGAACUUCAGGAUUCGCAGGCUUGAUGAACAGGCCAUAACCAUGCAAAGGAAUACAUCCAUUUUUUUCAAAUUUGUCUGACUCUAAUUGGGAUUUUCACAUUGUCGGUUUUCAUCUAUCUUCCUCGAAACGUGGAUUCAAAAUGAAUUGUAAAUAAUAUAUUUUAUAAUAGAUUUCACUUUUUCUACUAUUGACUUUAACUUGCAUGAUAUGAUGUGAUAUUUGUAACACUAAAUGGCGUUAUUCUUGGGGAUACUUUCCGAAUGCAUUGACAGAACAGGCAAUAAAAAUGUAGCAUGUGAAGAUGUCAUACUUUAUUUGACGAAACAGAAUGAGUUUUCUGGUUGAAAUUUCGGACAGAUUCCACUUGAAUGUAAAAUUUAAUCACUUUUGAGAUGAUUUUCAGCACUGUUUUGCUUAUACUAAAUAGCAGGAUCCAUGGACAUAUGAAUUUUGAAGAAGUCUUACAAGUAUGGUUUGUGCGAGUUACUUUUUCAGCUACCCCAUGGUUUGACAUAAGGCAAGGCCAACAGCCAUUGGCUGCAUUUACCCUUGGCCCUAAAACUUCAGAAGGUCAGGGUUUUACUUUUCAAGUAGCUCUGUGCAAGUAUCUAACCCCAUGUUCAUUUUGUUGUCAAAGCAGAGUUAAAAUUUGCCUAAAUUAGCUGAUGUCAAAUCAUUUCGUGUCCGGAAUGAUAGAAGUAAUAUAGUUAUUAAAUGCUUGGGAAGAAUACAUCAUCUGAGGUAAACUGUAAUAUUUUGUAUAUUGAAAUGAUUAUUGUAAAAUAAAUGUACAAUUUGAAGAAAAAUAUCA